This is a messenger RNA of Hyaena hyaena (striped hyena), 3118 nucleotides long. RefSeq names its product basic helix-loop-helix family member b9 (gene GPRASP3). Lineage: Eukaryota; Metazoa; Chordata; Mammalia; Carnivora; Hyaenidae. The transcript has 4 exons. The coding region runs from base 725 to 2377 and encodes 550 amino acids. The record is from RefSeq and is a predicted model, not a curated record.
GCCCCGCCCCCUCUGGGUCGGAACUACGGUGGGCCAGGGAGGGGGCGUCUAGCCUGUUAGUACCGUAUCCCUCCGCCCCCCUUCCCGACACCCUUGCUGCGAGCGGUUCGUGCUGCGUCCUGCGCUGCCCCUACCCUGAUUGGCGCAGCAGCGGGGAGGCGGGGGCAGGACGCCUCUUUGCGAUUCUGGCUACGCGCGAGUGAGGAGCUCCGAGAGGAGGCGGGGGGUGGGGGGAGGGUCAACGACCUGCACCUUGAGCCUGUGAAGCUAAGGAACUAUUAACUGGUGAGAAAUAUAGAAGUUCCUGAGGACCCCUGCUGUGUGGGCUGGUUGGCUUAGGUGGUAAUGAGGUCUGCCUGUGAAUUGGCUGUAGGGCUUUUUGAUCCUAGAAGCAAGGAAGGAGGAGAAAAUCGCACCAGAUCAGUACAGGUCCAUCUCCAGUGGUGGCUGUAGUGGCCUUGGAGUGGCAGAUCAUCACCUUCAACAGGUCUGCCCUCAGGAACUAUCAUUUUCCCUCAGGGUGAUUGCCUCUGUCUUCUUGCUGUAUUGUUGACAGGCUCUGUGUUUGGAAAGAGGACUGUAUGACUUCUGAGCUCAUGACUUACUCUUGCUACAAAGUUUAUGUCUGACCCAGUGGAAGAGUGUUAAGACUUUGACCUGGGACACAUUCAGAACCAAGGCCAAGACUGUAUAGCACUACUGUCUAUGUAACUGGUCUUUAACCAUGACUGGGGCUAAGAAUGAGAAUAGAAACAAAGGCAAAGCUCAAAAACGGGAUGGUGUGCAAACCAAAGCAAAGAGGGAGACUACUGUCAUAGUCAGACCUGUAGCUAAGACCCAGGAGAAAGCAAUAGCCAAGGCAGGAUCUCAAGCUGAUACAACAGCAACGAUGAAAGCAAGGUCUAAGAACAGGAGUGUUCAUGAGAUAAAGGAAAGAGCCCUGGCAGAUUUUAGUCCCAAAGCUGAAGAUGAGGCCUCUAGAGUAUCUUGGAUUUGUUCUGUGGCUGAGGGUAAUACUAAAUCUGGGUCCACAUGUAAAGAUAAGGCUGGUAUUGAUACCUGGUUUUGGUCUGGGGAAGAGGCCAAUGUUGGUUCCUGGUUUUGGAGUGGAGAAGAGGCCAAUAAUCAUUCCAGUGCUAAGGAUGACAGUAAAGCUGGUAUUGAUCCUCUGUCCUGUGCUGAAAAGUUGGAACCUGUCGCUGGGGCCAGUUGCAAAGCUAGGCCAGGGGCUGAGGAGGAAGAGGAAGAAAAUGUUAUUGGGAACUGGUUUUGGGAUGGAGAUGAAACUAGCUUUGACCCUAAUCCUAGACCUGUGAGCAGGAUAGUUAGGCCCCAGCCUGUGGAUGAAAUUAAUGAGAAAAAUAGGCCCAAGGACUGGUCUGAGGUAACUAUCUGGCCCAAAGCCCCUGCUGUAACUCCAGCAGUGUUAGGAUUUAGAUCCCAAGUCCCAUUUGAGACAAAGCCUCCUUCAUAUAUUGUCCUGGCCUCAGCUGAGGAAAAUACCCAUUCUUUACCUAUGGCAACAACAUGCUCUUCUAGGAGCACGACUUCAUGCUCACAGCCUGUCCCUGAGUAUCCGUUUGGUUCUGACCCUUGCAUCCAGACCAUAGAGGAGAUUAGACGCCAAAUUAGGAUCAGGGAAGCGAAUGGGAUUAAGCCAUUUGCUUGCCCUUGCAAAAUGGAAUGCUAUAUGGAUUCUGGGGAAUUUGAAAAACUCAUUUCCUUACUUAAGUCAACUACUGAUCCUCUCAUUCAUAAAAUAGCUCAAAUUGCAAUGGGGAUCAUUAAUGUUCAUCCCUUUGCCCAGGAGUUUAUUAAUGAGGUGGGUGUAGUGACUCUUAUUGAAAGUUUGCUCAGUUUUCCUUCCUCUGAAAUAAGAAAAAAGGCUGUAAUUACUCUGAAUCCUCCUUCUGGAGGUGAGAGACAACACAAGGUUGAAUUACACGUUAAGCAUAUGUGUAAAGAAACCAUGUCUUUUCCCUUGAAUUCACCCGGACAGCAAUCUGGAUUAAAGAUACUAGGGCAACUGACUACUGAUUCUGACCAUCACCACAUUGUUGCCAAUUACUUUUCAGAACUUUUCCAUUUGCUAUCCCUGGGAAAUCGUAAAACCAGAAAUCUUGUUUUAAAAGUACUUUUGAAUAUGUCUGAAAACCCAACUGCAGCCAGAGAUAUGAUCAAUACAAAAACAUUAGCAGCAUUAAAACUCAUCUUUAACCAGAAGGAGGCAAAAGCCAAUCUUGUUAGUGCUGUGGCCAUAUUUAUUAACAUAAAGGAGCAUAUCAGAAAGGGCUCGAUUGUAGUUGUCGAUCACAUGAGCUAUAAUACACUGAUGGCCAUUUUCCGUGAAGUUAAAGUAAUUAUUGAAACAAUGUAAAAUGAGCCAGAAAUAAAAGUGAACAUUUUGAACAAUCUCAGACUCUAAAAGGCUGUCCCUAUAGACCCUUGCAUAAUGUUUUUAUUAUUACAGUACAUACAUUAUAAAUUACAUCUUUAACAUGAAAUUACCUGUGACAGUCUCUAGUUUUGAGCUAGACUAUUUUUGAGAUAUCAAAUGAAUAUUAUAUUGUAAGCUAAAAAUAUCUGUUGAUUUUUAUCUUGUGUAGAUGGGGAACUUUUUAACAUUUUACUUAGGAUAGUGAACCAGUUCAUUAUCAUAAGUAUGCUAACUUGUUCAUUUCUAUUUGCUUAGAUCUGUUUGCGGCUUCAAAUGGCAAUAAAGAAAACAUCACUGAAUUAGUAAUCUAGUUUGCAGAAAUAAGGCAUAUACAUACAAAAAAAUUACUAACAGCACUUACAUAUAUCCGUACACAUACACAUUUAUUGCUGAAUGUGCACUCUACAUGUAAAUAAGGCAGGAGUUGAUGUAGGCUAUUUACCAUAAGAGGAAUUACUGUUUUUCCCUUAUUCUACCUGUAUCAGAUAACUUAUGGUAGGCAUUUAACAACCGCUGAUGUAAGCUGAAGAAAAUGUCUCAGUAUGUGAUAAUAUUAGAUUAUAUGCUUUCAGAUUUUUAAAUAGUUAAACAAGAUCAUACUGUAAAAGCUGUCACUUUUUCUUUCACUAUAUUGUGAGCAUCUUUCCGUAUCAAUAAACAUGUAUCUAUAACAUUUUUGAA